AUGAGCGCCAAACAGACGUCCGUGUCCAGGAGAGUCGAACUGGUGCGGUACCGGAACAGAUCGCCCCGCGCUUCCGGCGUAAAACGCGGCGCGAACGUGUGGAAGAAUAUUUUGGACGACAUUUGCGAUCAAUGUUCGCUGCACGGCCUCAAUCACAUUAUCCGGAACGACCGGAGUACUGGAGAAAAAGUGUUUUGGACGAUAACUGUCAUGUGCGCCGUCCUGUUCGCCACUUACGCGAUCUUCGAAUCGUGGAAGAUGUACAGCGACAGUUCGAUUGAUACGGUGGUCGAGACGACUUUUUUAAGUUACGCCGACAUAGCGUUUCCGAUGCUGGUGAUAUGUGACAGUUCGAGGGUGGACUGGACACGGGUUAUGGGAUUGACUGAACGAGACUUGCCGGGAAUCGAUGCAAACUUGUUGCCCGUCGUGAGAAAAUUGUUGAAAACUUUCUCGGUGAUAACGUAUGGAGAUUUCGACGAUUUUGACGUGCUAAUGAACGUAACGGAACUCCCCAAGAUUAACCAUCUAAACAUCACCGAACUAUUACUGAAGGUUAUGAGGCCGUGCGAUGAAGUAUUUCUCCCGGGAGGUUGCUGGUGGAACUUCAAACAGGUAAACUGUUGCGAAAUAUUCGAGUUGCAGCGUACCGAAUUUGGUCUAUGCCAUUCGUUUAAUUCCGAUUUCUCCGAAUACAGCAGAGCGAGAAUCGGUGCAAACUCUGGUCUUAUCGGUACGUAUUGGCAAACCGACUCCGGCGAAUUCCGACCUAGGAGGACGAGCGAUAAGGGUCAAUGGUCGGGCAUCAGAGUACACAUAUCACCGAUAACACCGGAACAAGUAGCUCCUAAUAUAAACGCCAAACCGUCAAUCCGGAUAUUGAUGGGCGAACCCAGAGGUGCUCCACUUGGAUCGGAUAUGGUCGUGAUGGCUGGAAACUUUGGAAACAUUAACGUGUGGGGAGAUCGGAUAUACAACACGCAUAGAACUAAGAAACUGAAGCCAAAGCAGAGAAACUGUUACUUCGGCGAUGAAAGUCCAACCGGAAUGGGCACGAAUUAUUACUUGAGACGGAAUUGCAGAACGUCGUGUUAUAUGUUUCACAUGGUCAAACAUUGUGGCUGUUAUAUAGAGGCAAUGUUCGGACUCAUGAAACAAAACGACUCAUUACGGCCGUGUAACGCGGAAGAUUUACUGUGUUUAUCCAAUAAAAACCAAUAUUUCAACAAUUACAUACCCUUCGAACAGCCUUCGUUUUUCAUGAAAGAUAAGCCAGGAUUAAAAUGCGAAUGCAUGCCGGAUUGCAUCCACCAAAUGUAUAUACCCGAACUUACCAUCGCCGAACACACCGACUCGACGAUGGAGGAGAAUUCCUCAGCGUCCAUACUCAUCGAUCUACACUUCAAACAGAGCGCGUGCAUACUGUACAGAUCGGACUUGAUCCUCGGAUGGCUCGACUUGUUGGUGUCAUUUGGUGGCUGUGCCGGUCUGUUCUUAGGCGGUUCGCUGUUGAGCUUCAUCGAACUUAUAUAUUUCUUGACGUGGCGAGUUUACUACCAUUGGCGCAGAUCACCACCGAAAUCAGUUAAAUCCAAAAGUAAAAAAAAAGGAAAAGGACAUCAAAUUUUAACGGACACCUGGAAAAUGGACGAUUGCAUGGGCAGUAAAACGUCCAUACCAUAA
Rhopalosiphum padi (bird cherry-oat aphid) is the source of this 1683-nucleotide messenger RNA. RefSeq names its product pickpocket protein 19-like. Gene Ontology annotation, biological process: sodium ion transmembrane transport. The coding region runs from base 1 to 1683 and encodes 560 amino acids. The transcript has 11 exons. Lineage: Eukaryota; Metazoa; Arthropoda; Insecta; Hemiptera; Aphididae. Gene Ontology annotation, cellular component: membrane. The record is from RefSeq and is a predicted model, not a curated record. Gene Ontology annotation, molecular function: ligand-gated sodium channel activity.